AUGCUUAAAUUAUUUGAACCAUACUACAGAGAAUUGAUUUUCUUACUCUCUUAAUUUUUAAAAUUUGAAUUUACUUAACCUUAGAUAAUAUAAAUCAUCCUCAUAGUUUUAAAUUAGGUGUAACCCAUCUCCUUUAACUUUUAUCAUAUAUAUAACUCAGAAAAAUAAUUUGAACCUACACUUUAAUCGCUGCUUAUUUUAACAAGACCAUACUUAUUUAUUGUUAAUGAACAAUCAAAAACUAUUGUUUUCAGUAUAUGUUUUGCAAUACAAUAAAUAAUAAUACUAACAACGAUAUACAUAAUAAUCUAAUACAAAAAUCAUUAGUAUCAUGAAAUAUAAGUGUCUAAUGUAAUCCUCCGUUAUAUUUGUAAUUAUUAUUAUUUAGUUUCAUCAACAUUUUUUUGUUGGUUGAUAGAAAUAUGUAUAAUGAACAUUGGAGAAUUGUAUGGAAUCAUUUUGGGGAUAAUAAUGUUUAUCGAAAUUGCAUCAAUCAUAAUAUUUUCUGACAUAGUAUAUUAAAGUGGAUUAAUAUUAAGAGUUUCAACCUAAUUACCAUUAAAUAAUAAUUAUGUAAAAUAUUUCAUAAAACCCUUAAGAAUUUUUCAAAUAAUAAUUUUUUUUUUCUUAACCAAUUAGAAAUUGGGUCUACUUUUACAAAAUGUUCUCAUCAUCACAAUAUAAAUUCUGCAUAUUUAUUAAAUAUUAGAAUUAAAAAUUUAUGCAAAACUUAAAUGCGUUUUAGCUUCAAUAAUUAUUGCAUCUUUUGGAAUUAUAAUAUCCAUAGAAUCUCUAAUAAUGUAAAAUAGAAUAAAUGAUAAUUUAUGGCUAUUGUUAUCUCUCAUAAUGAUAUAUUUAUUCUAAUUUAUGCAUAAAGGAUAAUGCUUAUCAUUAUAAUCUGUAGAUUUGAGAAGAUUAAAAUUCCUUUUCUCAUAUGUUGAAGGUCUAGAUGGAAAUCAUAAUAAUAACAAAUUAAAGAUGACUCUUAUAGUUUGUGAACAUCAACAAAUUUGCACAAAAAUUGAAUGUAUUUGUAAAAAAGAUAUGAAUAUUAAAUAAAAAAUACUAUAACUCAUUGAGAUGAAGUUUGAAUUACUUUUAGAGUAGAGAACUAAAAAGAUAGAAUAAUUGACACUUGAUUUAUCUUAGAUAUUAUUUAGAAGAAGACAAUAUGUUAAGGCAUAAUAAGUUAUCUUUAGAGUUGCUUAUUAAAAAGAUAAUUAUUAAAAUAAAUACAACUCAUUUAAUUUAUCUUUGACUACUCUUUGCCUUUUAGACUUUUUAAAAUAUUAAAUAGAGAAUGAUGUCCUAAUUCAAAUGAUGGAAAGAAUGAUUCUUACUAAUCCUAAUAAUAAAUUAAUUGCAGAUUCUUUAAAAUAGUUUUCCAUAAAUGAAAGCAGUGAUCAAUACAUAUAGACUAAGUUAAAAAAGACUAUAUUAGAUAAGAGCCUAUUUUAUUACUAUUUUAUUGAGCAUUCUAAUAAAUUUCAAGGAGAUGUCAAUUAUCCAAUAAAGAUUAUAGGGUAAUUAUAAUAAUUUCGAAUAGAAUUGACUGAGAGAUAUUAGAAAUUUCCAAGUAUGUAUAUUAUGUUUUAUUUAGCUUCUAGCAAUCAAAAUAUUUUAAAGUUUUACUUAUUAGAAGUUUUAAAUGAUUAUAUUGAAGCUUUUGAUUUAAACAAAAAUAAAGCACUUAAUGAUGAAAAAUAUUAACUUUUUCAUGAUUCUGUAUAUAAUAAAUUGUUUGGUUAGAAUCCAUCAUAUAUAGUUGCUGAAAUAAAUAAAGAUCUUGAUGUUAUAAUUGUAAGACAAUCUAAAAAGGCUAUGAAGAAAUUCUAAUAAAUUUAUGGAUCAAAAUGGAAGAAUUCACUUGAUAUUAGUGUUAUUGACUUUAUUCCUGAGUAUGUUUAAAAAUAACAUAGAACACUUAUAGAAUAAUUUUUUGAUGAAGGAACUAAUAAAUAUUAUUAAUAAUAGAAUCUUUCAUUUCUUAAAUUGUUUGAUAAAAUAAUGCUACCAAUAGAAAUGAUGGUGGGUCUUAAUUAGAGUAGUUCUUAGACUUUCUCAUUUCUUAUAUUUUUUUAUGAAUAGAUGGAUUAUAGAUCAUAUUUAGUAGUAAAUUAAUCCUUUGAUAUAAUUAAUUGCAGUGAAAAUAUCAGUUCUUAAAUUUUAGGAAAUAGUUAAUAUUCAACAAGUUUCAUUUCAACCAAGAAUCUUGGAACUAUUUUUAAUAUCAUUCCUGAAUUUGAUUUAAUGAUCUAAUCAAAUGUAAAGAAUUUCUUUAACCAUAAUAUACGACUAUUAAGUUGUAAUACAAAAUAAGCAAGCCAAAGAUUUUUAGACUAUAUCAGUAAUAUAAUUAUUGAGAAAAAGUUUACAAAUGAAAAUAUGUGUUAUAUGAUUACUUUAGAUAACAUUAGAUCAAAUAAUAAUAGAAAUCAUGGAGAUUCUAGAUUAGAUACUAGUAUAUUUUAGAAGUAAUAAACAAGUGACUUAUUAAUGAUUCAUAAAUUAGAUAAAAUGAAAGAAGAUAUAGAAGAAGAUAUUGAAAAAGCUUUUCCUUAUUAAGAAAUAUUCGAUAUAUCUUUAUUUAAGAAAGGAAAUCCACUGAAUUAAAGUGAAACAUAACAUGUUGAGUCUAAACUCUAUAUUACUGAUCUAAUUGUUGAUUAAGAACAAACUAAUCCAAUUCAUUAAAAAUACAGUAAGGCCAAUUAAAAAUUGUUUAGUCCUAAAGAAUCUAUGAAUGAGGAAUUUAUAACUAAAAAAAAUUUUACAUUUUAGAAUGAAACUAGAGAUUUCGUAUCUGGAUCCUCUAUUACUAUGGUUAAAAAAUCAAAAUUUUAUAAAAAAUUUGAAAUCAUUUAUUCUCUUUGUAAGUCUUUGAAAAGUUCUUCAAAAUUGAUCAAAGCUAAUAUAAACUUUAUCCUGUUCAUAGUUUUAAUUUAAAUUUAUGUAAUAAUUGUAAGUAUUUAUUAUUAAAAUAGAAUUUAUCUUUGAUAUCUAAUAUACGUGGUUUUAUUUAAGACAUAAAAUUACUUUCUGUAAGAUAUGAUGUAACAGGACCUUUAGAAUCCUUCUCAGUAUCAAGAUUUACUUAAAUUAAUUAUAGAGAAAUGCUUGGUAGGAAAGUUAUUAACUCUAGUUAUGCAGCAUAAUUAUAAAUAUUUCCAAAACAUUAUUUAAUGGAAUCAUUUGAUAAAAUGAAAAAGAGUAUGGGAGAGGUACUAUUAAGAAGUGAAAUUGAUCAGAUUUCAAAUAUUACUUAUUUACCCAUUAUGUUAUAUGUGAAUAUGAAUAAUACUGGACAGGAAUAUAAUGUUAGUAAACGAUCAGUUAUAAUAAUAACAUUAAAUUAUUAAUAUGAUUUCAAAUUGCAUUUAGAUGGAAUUGGAGGAGGCUUUGACAAUCCAUAUUAUUAUUUUACUUAUAAAGAUUAUCAAAUUGUAAAGUCUAUGUUUGAUAAUUUAAAUGUAAUUAUUUUAGAUAUUACACUUGAGAGAUCAAAUUAAGAAAAGAAAAAAUGGAUGUUUGGAUAUUUUCCAUUUUUGGGUUUGAAUUUUUUAAUAACAUUAUUUAUAAUUUUAUAAUAGAUUAGACAUAGUAAUGAAAAAAAUGCAAUAAUGAAAUAUAUUUCAUCUAUUGAUUUAAAUAUUAUAGAGUAAGAAAAAUUAAGAUUAUCAUAUUUAUAAUAAAUAGUAGUUUAAGAUAUGGAUGUUAUUAAAGCAUUUAUAAUUGAUAUAGAUUAAGUUGAUAAUUAAUUAGAAAAAUCAAAUUUUAAAUAGAAAUCAUUUUUUUCAAAAAAAUCAAAUACUAUACUUAUUAAUAAUAAACCUAUUUUAGGGCUUACACUUAGUAUUGGACACUUUUUACUGUUUGCUGCAUUUAGCAUAUAUUUAUUUUUAACUUUUAGAAUAUAUUUUUUUAAGUAUGAAAAAACAGCAGUGUUUUAUUAAUAAUUAUCAGAUUUAGGAGUUGAUAUACCAGCUGUAUAUGCUUAAAAAGAAAUACUAUUUCGAGUAAAGAUUAGAUAUCCAUUUCUUAAUUAAAGUGAUUUGAAUUAAACAUAUGCAGUUAUUUUUAAUGCAUUAAAUUCAAUUAGUAGAUACUAAUAAUAAAAUCUUAAUUUAAGUAGUACUGAUUAUUUAUUUGAUGAAUAUUUAAUUGAUUUUUUCUCAAUGAUAAAUACUGGUAAUUUAUGUGAGUUUUAGAGUAAUGAAUUAAAAUAGUAAACAUAAUCAUUUUGUCCUUAAGUAAUGUAAGGUAAUUUAGUUCUAGGAUUUUAAUAAUCAUUAAUUUAUAUAUUGAAUUCUGUUAGAGUUCAAUAAUCAGAUACAUAAAAUUUUACAGUUUAACCUGUUUCAACAUUAUUAGAGUUAGAAGGAUCAACAAUUUUAACAAAUAUUAUAGAGAUUAUGAAAGAGUAAUUUUAUAAUAAUUUAGUGGUUUAAGCAUAAAAUUUAAUAUUAAAUUAAUAAGUACAUAUAUAUUAAAUUAUUUUAGUUAUUAUGCAUAUUCUAUUUAAGUUUUGAGAUCAUUUUGGCUAUUUUUUAUUUUACUAAGAUUGAUAAAUAUAAUUAUUAGCAAUUCUUGUAUUUAAAAUAGAGUGUGUAUUUGUUUCCUCGCCAUACAUUAAUUUUUGAUGAUUCAUUUUAUAGGAACUUUAGAAGUAUUGUUAAUGAAGAAAAUCUAUUAGAUUGA
This is a messenger RNA of Paramecium pentaurelia, 4698 nucleotides long. NCBI's taxonomy places the organism in Eukaryota, Ciliophora, Oligohymenophorea, Peniculida, Parameciidae. The record is from the annotation of a GenBank genome assembly.